AUAUUUGUUUUAUUAUGACUAAAAAAAAACAGAGUUGUAUCGUAAAAACAAAAAAAUUUUGUUUUGGACGAAUCAUGAGCGCCUAUAUCACAUCUAUUGCAACAGUAAGAAGACUUAUGUUAUUCGAAGAUUUGUGUACAUAUAAAAUAACUAAUAACGUCAUAAAUAUUAAAAUUUUUUCGUGGUAAGAUCAGUAUUUCAUUAAGUAUAUGUAUAUCUGUCACCAUUUUUCAGUAGCAACAGUCAGUAAUACCUUGAUAUUAAUCAUGUUUCGUUAUUUAGUAGACGAAAGAAAUAAGCGUGACAAAAUUUUGAAAGUGCAUCUUUACAAGCCACAUACGGAAUGUAAAACAUAACAUACUCUGCGAUGAUUGCUAUAAAUUUGUCACAUUUUUAAAUCGUUUCUUAAGAUUGGAAAUCACCAUCAUCAAUAAAAAAGGAAACAUUCUUUUGGCAGAGGUUUUCCAGGAGCUCUAAGAUGGUAAAUUUGGCGCGUGAAGAGAUUCUCCUAUUAUUUGAUGUUGAUGGCACUUUAACUGAACCACGAAGUAUAGUAGAAUCAGAAUUUGAGGAAUUUCUCUACGGACACGUAAAACCACGAGUCACCAUAGGUAUAGUAGGUGGAUCAGAUUUGGAAAAAAUGUUCGAACAAUUAAAUGGUCGAAAAAUUUUGAGAGAAUUUGAUUUAAUAUUUCCCGAAAACGGACUGGUACAAAUUGAUAAAGGGCGAGAAGUGGGAAAACAGAAUAUCGUCAAUCAUUUGGGCGAUGUCGUAUUGCAAAAGUUUAUCAAUUUUGUCUUGCGUUAUUUAUCAGAGUUGGAAUUGCCAUUCAAGAGGGGUACGUUUGUGGAAUUUCGUAAUGGCAUGAUGAAUAUAUGUCCUAUAGGAAGACAAUGUUCUCGUGAAGAACGGAACUUAUUUGCCGUAUUUGAUAAAGAGCACCAAGUGCGAAGUAAAAUGAUUCAAGUGUUGCAAAGAGAAUUUGCUGACAUAGAUUUAACUUAUACCAUAGGUGGCCAAAUAAGUUUUGAUGUCUUUCCUAAAGGUUGGGAUAAAACCUAUUCUUUGCGUUAUAUAGAGGCAAAUUACAAAUUCAAAGAAAUACAUUUCUUUGGUGAUAAAACUGAACCCGGUGGCAACGACUAUGAAAUAUAUACGGAUUCGCGUACUAUAUCGCAUAAAGUUGGGAGUCCUUCAGAUACCAAAAAAAUUGUUACAGACUUAUUGCAAUUGACUUAGGUCAAGUUUUCAUAUAGUAACAUUUAUCUAUUGCUAAGAAUAAAGAUGUUUAAAAAUAAAGUGCGAGCUUCUAAAUAUUUGCAUUUCCUGGUUUUU
Molecule: messenger RNA, 1336 nt
Organism: Glossina fuscipes
Lineage: Eukaryota; Metazoa; Arthropoda; Insecta; Diptera; Glossinidae
Gene: Pmm2
Product: phosphomannomutase
Exons: 1
Coding region: 479-1240 (253 amino acids)
Biological process (GO): protein N-linked glycosylation; GDP-mannose biosynthetic process; mannose metabolic process
Cellular component (GO): cytosol
Molecular function (GO): phosphomannomutase activity
Source: RefSeq, a predicted model, not a curated record